Molecule: messenger RNA, 442 nt
Organism: Calidris pugnax (ruff)
Lineage: Eukaryota; Metazoa; Chordata; Aves; Charadriiformes; Scolopacidae
Gene: RNASEK
Product: ribonuclease, RNase K
Exons: 2
Molecular function (GO): RNA endonuclease activity
Source: RefSeq, a predicted model, not a curated record
UCAGCUACAACUGCUUCAUCGCGGCCGGGCUCUACGCCCUCCUGGGGCAGGUCCUUUUGGGCAUUUUCUUCAACGUUCACUCCGCCGUCCUCAUCGAGGAUGUUCCCUUCACCGAGGAGGAUUUUAAGGAUGGCCCCGACCGGAUCUACCGUCUGUACGAACAAGUCAGCUACAACUGCUUCAUCGCGGCCGGGCUCUACGCCCUCCUGGGGGGGUUCUCCCUCUGCCAGAGCCGCCUCAACAAGCGCAAAGAAUACAUGGUCCGGUAGAGAAAAAGACCCCAAAACCCCCAAAAUUCACCCCAAAUUCACCCCUCCCCAAAAAACCCCUUCCUUACACUCCGCUCUGCCCCAAACCCACCCUUGGAGGACCAGCUCUUUUCUCCCCGUCGCCUCCUAAACCAGUACGGACCAGUCGGACCAAUAAAGGGCGUUUUUCCCUA